AUGCCUCUCUCACAGUCUUCAAUCAUUCGCAUGAUGGCCACUGCCCUGGCCACUCUAUUCGUCGGCUUCGGUAUCAACGCGAUUUUCAAUCCCGACGGUGCUCUAGCCAUCUUCGAGCUCCCAGCUCCACCAGCAGACCGGGUCCUGGUGGACAGCCUGAUGGCGGUGUAUGGAAUUCGAAAUGUUUUCAUCGGCUUUGCCAUCUAUGCAUCUUCAUUCUUGGGCACUGCUCGGUCUUUGGGCUGGACGUUGAUCGCAGCUAGCGCCGUGGCAUUUGGGGACGGGGCCAUUUGCUGGACGCAUGGACACGGCCAAUGGGGACACUGGCAGUAUGCACCCAUGUUCACCUUGCUGGGAAGCAUGAUUCUGGGGGUCUUUGAUGGGCCCUGGGCCUUUUUGACGGGGCAGAAAUAA
Molecule: messenger RNA, 414 nt
Organism: Penicillium cataractarum
Lineage: Eukaryota; Fungi; Ascomycota; Eurotiomycetes; Eurotiales; Aspergillaceae
Product: DUF4267 domain-containing protein
Exons: 1
Coding region: 1-414 (137 amino acids)
Source: RefSeq, a predicted model, not a curated record